This is a messenger RNA of Sparassis crispa, 1041 nucleotides long. RefSeq names its product Zinc-type alcohol dehydrogenase-like protein. The transcript is spliced from 8 exons. Gene Ontology annotation, molecular function: oxidoreductase activity. The coding region runs from base 1 to 1041 and encodes 346 amino acids. The record is from RefSeq and is a predicted model, not a curated record. NCBI's taxonomy places the organism in Eukaryota, Fungi, Basidiomycota, Agaricomycetes, Polyporales, Sparassidaceae.
AUGCCGAUUCCUACGACAACCCGCGAAUACCGUCUCCACAAGACGGAUUCAUUCCAGAGUCUCGUUAUCCAGGAAGCUCCAGUCCGCCCGCCCAAGUCAUCGGAGGUACUCGUGAAGAUCCAUGCCGUUUCCUUACAGCACCGUGACCUUGCGCUCUCGACAGGCAAGUACUCGUUCCCCCACAAGGAGAACGUAGUGCCCUGCUCCGACAUGGCCGGCGAGAUCCUCGCCGUCGGCGAUGAAGUCAAAGGGUGGAACGUGGGCGACCGCGUCUGCGCCAACUUCUCGCUCGACCAUCUGUAUGGUCCCGUCACGAUCGACACGCAGAUGACUGCGCUCGGUGCACCCAUUGAUGGCGUCCUCACGGAGUACAGGCUAUUCCCCGCCCACUCGCUGGUGCGAAUCCCGGAGCACCUGUCCUAUGAGGAGGCGUCGACCUUGCCAUGCGCCGGCCUUACUGCGUACAACGCUCUGUUCGGCGGCUUCUCGGUGAAGGGUGGCGACACGGUCCUCAUCCAAGGCACCGGCGGUGUCUCGAUCUUUGGCCUGCAAUUCGCCGUUGCGUCCGGCGUAACCGCCAUUGUGACCUCAUCCUCGGACGAGAAGCUCAAGAUCGCAGCCCAGCUCGGUGCGAAGCAUCUCAUCAACUACAAAAAGACACCGGACUGGGAAAAGGAGGUCCUGAAGAUCACGAACGGCGAGGGUGUCAACCACAUCAUCGAAGUUGGGGGCGAAGGAACGAUGGUAAAAUCCGCACAGUGCAUCGCGUCCGGCGGGAGCAUCGACCUCAUUGGGUUGCUCGCUGGAAGAGCGGACGUAUCGUCGGUGCCCAUCAUGCUCCUCAGGCGCUGCGCCAUGAUGCGGGGGCUUAUCGUCGGUUCGCGCUCCCAGUUUGAAGCAAUGAAUCGCUUCAUUGCUGCCAUUGGGUUGAAGCCCGUUGUCAACAAGGUGUUCCCGUUCGAACAAGCGCGGGAGGCGUAUGCGUAUCUCGAGAGCCAGAAGCACAUUGGGAAGGUGGUCAUCAAGGUCUCGAAGGAUUGA